This is a messenger RNA of Saimiri boliviensis boliviensis (Bolivian squirrel monkey), 1440 nucleotides long. The record is from RefSeq and is a predicted model, not a curated record. Lineage: Eukaryota; Metazoa; Chordata; Mammalia; Primates; Cebidae.
ACACCAUCUUGUCUAAGGCAAUUGAGGAAAGAAAGUAGAUAUGAAGGAGCUUAGUGGGAGAGCAGCUGGAAUCCUGAGACAAGACAAUAACUUCCGUUCAGAGCAGGUGAGGAAAUGAAAGACUGAGUAGGAGGCCCAAGGUGGAGGGAAGCAGACCUUCUUAGCUGCUGUUAGUGGCUUGUAGCGCAGAUCAUCUGCUGGUAGAAGGAAGUCAGAAUAUAUAUACAAAGGGGUAAGUCGGCUGAGAACAGAGAUCGGCAAACAGCUUUGCUGAGAGAAAGGAACAUCUGUGAAUGACAUGCUGUUUCUGCUGUUUCUACAGUUUCCGUUGCUAGCUGUUCUCCUCCCAGGUGGUGGCAAUGCAGACGCAGCCCCGGAACACGUCUCAUUCCAUGUUAUCCAGACUGCAUCAUUUGCCAACCAAUCCUGGGCGCAAUGUCAGGGCUCAGGAUGGCUGGACGAUUUGCAAACUCAUGGCUGGGAGCGUGAAUCAAACACAAUAACUUUCUUGCAUACCUGGGCCAAGGGCAACUUCAGCAAUGAGGAGUUCUUAUACCUAAACAGGUUAUUUCGUGUCUACAGCAUUAGAUUGGUGCAGGAUAUUCAAGCCCAUGCCAGUCAAUAUCCCACAGAAUAUCCCUUCGAAGUACAGAUGAACGCAGGCUGUGAGCUGCAUUCUGGAGAGAGCCCCAAAAGCUUCUUUCAGGUAGCUUUCAAAGGAGCAGAUUUACUGAAUUUCCAAAAUAUAACAUGGGUGCCAUCUCCAGACUGUGGGAGUUUGGCCCAAAGUGUCUGUGAUCUACUGAAUCAGUAUGAAGGCGUUAAGGAAACAGUAAAUACUCUCCUAAGAAGCACCUGCCCCCGAUUUCUCUUGGGCCUCCUGGAUUCAGGGAAGAUGUAUCUACAUAGGCAAGUGAGGCCAGAGGCCUGGCUGUCCAGUCGCCCCAGCCUUGGGUCUGGCCGGCUACUGCUGGCUUGUCAUGUCUCCGGCUUCUACCCAAAGCCUGUUUGGGUGACAUGGAUGCGAAAUGAACAAGAGCAACUGGGCACUGAAUAUGGUGAUAUUCUUCCUAAUGCUGAUGGGACAUGGUAUCUUCAGGUGACCCUGGAUGUGGCAUCUGAGGAGGCUGCUGGCCUGUCUUGUCGAGUGAGACACAGCAGUCUAGGAGGCCAGGACAUCAUCCUCUACUGGGGACACCACUUUUCCAUGAACUGGACUGCCUUGGUAGUAGUGAUGGUGACCUUGGUGAUUCUAAUAGUCCUUGUGUUAUGGUUUAAGAAGCACUGGUCAUAUCAGGACAUUCUAUGAGACUCUUCCCCCGACUCCCCCAUUGUAAUAAGAACCCAGCAGCUCAAGAGCCUAAGACAACAUAAUGAUGCCAUCCCUUCUACUCUCCAUUUAAAUUGUUUCUCUUUCUGCCUAAUAAACAUUUGUUAAUA